Cololabis saira (Pacific saury) is the source of this 3896-nucleotide messenger RNA. Its product is annotated as NACHT, LRR and PYD domains-containing protein 12-like. The coding region runs from base 191 to 3313 and encodes 1040 amino acids. The transcript has 10 exons. Gene Ontology annotation, molecular function: protein binding. The record is from RefSeq and is a predicted model, not a curated record. Lineage: Eukaryota; Metazoa; Chordata; Actinopteri; Beloniformes; Belonidae.
AAAAAAGAAGCAGCAAAAAAGAGCAGUUUCCUGUUUUCUGUGCUGUCGCUCAGAAAGGGGGCAAAGCCAGACGGCAUGUGAAUCAAAUGGCAAUCAGAGCUGCAGAAGCAGGUAUUGCUGGUGAAGCCCAGCAAUGAAGCGUAUCAGAUGACGAAUCUUAUCUGAGGGGGAUGAAAAGGUCGCGGGGAAAAUGGAGCAGAAGAUUGCUGAUGAAGAAGCUGGGGUGUCUCAAGGGCCCGUUUCCUCAGCUCAGGCUGUCGUUCAUCACUUCAGCCCAAACUUCACUGCUCAGGAAGGCAGCAGCUUGGUUGCUUCUACCCUCAUUGGCUCUACCGUCGGCAACAUCCACAUCAGCAUCAACCAAUGUGCACAAUGCAACAGAGGGUGUUACGAUCAAUCAAAAGAUGCCCUGGCCCAAGAAAAUACAUGCGGCUGUAAAGCACCGCAACUCCACAGUGAUAAAGUUGCAGAAAGUUACGAGAAACUGAAAACGACUCUAAGAAGGAAGUUCAGUCACUUGCACGAAGGGAUGGCAGCGGACGGGAAAAAAAUACCUCUCAAUGAAAUCUACACAGAGCUUUACAUCACCGAGGGCGGAAGUGGUGAGGUUAAUAAAGAGCACGAGGUGAGACAGAUUGAGGUGACAUCCAGAACGCGUGUGACAGAGGAGAAAUCAAUCCACUGCAAUCACCUGUUUGCUUCUCCACCUGGACAAGAAAGCCGUGUAAGAACUGUGAUAACAAGGGGAGUCGCUGGUAUCGGAAAAACUGUGUCAGCCAAUAAAUUCACUCUGGACUGGGCAGACGAGAGAGCAAAUACAGACCUGCGGUUCGUGUUUCCUCUCUCUUUCAGAGAGCUGAAUCUAAUGAGAAAGAAAUCCCUAAGUCUUGUGCAGCUUCUCUCUGACUUUUUCCCUGAAAUAAGAGAUGCAGAAAUCUUUGCUGAUUCAAGCAACAAAAUGCUUUUCAUCCUGGAUGGCCUGGAUGAGAGUCGCCUCGGUUUGAACUUCGACAAAAUCGAGAUAAUGUCAGACGUGACGCACCCAACCACCAUCGCUGUGAUUCUGACCAACCUCAUCAGGAGAAGGCUGGUUCCCUCGGCUCUCGUCUGGAUCACGUCUCGCCCAGUAGCCUCCAGUCAGAUACCGGUAGAGUACAUCGAUCUGGUGACAGAGGUGCGAGGGUUCAACAACCAGCAAAAAGAGGAAUACUUCAGGAGGAAAGUUGUUGACAAGAGCUUAUCAAGCCGGAUAAUCUCCCAUGUGAAGUCGUGCAGGAGCCUCCACAUCAUGUGCCACAUACCAGUCUUCUGUUGGAUGGCAGCGAGUGUUCUUGGAAAAAUGUUGACAACAGAAGAUAGUAAAGACACCCCAAAGACUCUCACACAAAUGUACAUCAACUUCUUGUCCUUAUACGUGAAAAAGAGCCAGAAAAAGCCAGGAAGACGAGAGUCUGAUGCCAACUGUGUGAGAACGAACCUCCUCGCACUGGGUCAAUUGGCUUUCAAAGAGCUUGAGAAAGGUCACCUGAUCUUUUAUGAGAGUGACCUCAAGUUAAACGGCAUUGACAUUACCCAGGCAUCCAUGUUCUCUGGGGUCUACACGGAGAUCUUCAACGAAGAGAUUGCACUCUGUCAAGAGAAGAUGUUCUGUUUCCUGCAUCUGAGCCUGCAAGAGUUCUUCGCUGCGUUGUAUGUUUUCCUCACGUUCCACAAUGAAAACCGUAACGUCCUGGUCAAGAAGUCGUCCUCAUCGCGAAGGUUUCUAUCCAGAGAAUCGUCAGAGCUCAUCCUCUACAAAGCAGCGAUAGAGAAGGCUUUGCAGUGUGAGAAUGGCUGUUUUGACAUCUUCCUGCGCUUCCUGUUGGGCCUGUCAUUGGAGUCCAACCAAACUCUGCUGAAAAACCUAAUGACCAACAACAGAACACACCAAAAGACAAGAAGUGAGACCAUUAAACACAUAAGGGAGAGGAUCAGGGCUAACUCGUCUCCAGACAGGUGCCUCAAUCUCUUCCACUGUCUGAAUGAGCUGAAUGACCACUCUCUUGUGGAGGAGAUCAAGACCUUCUUAAACUCCGGUAGUCUCCACAAAGCCAACCUUUCACCCGCCCAGUGGGCCACCCUGGUCUUUGUGUUGCUGACGUCAGAGGAGGAGCUGAAUGUGUUUGACCUGAGCACCUACACCAGGUCGGAGGAGGGUCUUCUGAGGCUGCUGCCUGUCGUGAAAACAGCUCGAGUGGCAAAACUAGCUGCAUGUAACCUCACCGUGACCUGCUGUGAAAACCUGGCCAAAGGCAUCCUCUCAUCGCAGCUGAGAGAGCUGGACCUGAGCAACAACAAACUGACAGAUGCAGGGCUGAUGCAGCUUUCUGGUGGACUGAUCAACAGCAAAAUGGAGAAGCUCAGUCUGAAGACCUGCAGCCUCACAAAGAGCAGCUCUGGUUGCCUGGCGUCGGUCAUCAGCUCUCGCGUCUGCCAGCUGAAAGUCCUGGACCUCUCUGAUAAUGACUUUCGGGACGAAGGAGUCAAAGAUUUGUCUUCUGCGCUGGGGAGUCCUCGCUGUAAAUUAGAGAAACUCGUAUUGUCCCAGUGCGGGGUGACAGAGGAGGGCUGCACCUUCCUGGCGUCUGCUUUGAACUCGUCCCGCCUGAGAGAGCUGGACCUGAGCAACAACCACCUGGGAAACUCGGGGCUGAUGCUGCUCACGUCUCUGCUGGAAGACCCCCGCUGUAGUCUGGAGAAACUCAGUGUGGACCGUUGUGGUGAGUUCUGGAUCCAGCCGGGCCCGAUCAAAUAUAUGACCAAACUGACUCUGGACCCAAACACGGCACACAGAGAUCUCACUCUGUCCGAGGGCAACAGGAAAGCACUGCGAUGGACCAAGCAGUCGUAUCCUGAUCACCCUGAGAGGUUUGACUUCCGGACGCAGGUGCUGUGUGAGCAGGAGCAGACCGGCCGCUGCUACUGGGAGACGGACUGGAGCGGGAGAGUCUGCAUAGGAGUGGCCUACAAACGGAUGUGCAGGAAGGGGGAGGGUUCUGACUCCUGGUUAGGCCGGAAUGACUCCUCCUGGGGCUUGAGUUGCACCAAGGAUGGCUUCAGGAUCUUGCACGGGGGCGUAAACACCCCUGUACCUGCCACUCCAAGCGUCAGUAGAGUAGGAGUGUACUUGGACUGGCCAGCAGGAACUCUGUCCUUCUACAAGGUCUCUUGUGGUGCACUGACCCUGAUUCAUACCUUCCAUGCCACCUUCACCGAGCCGCUGUACCCGGGGUUUCACCUCGGCUGGGUGGACUCCACCGUGUACUUGUGCUGAUGUAAAUAUUCAAGUUAUUAUGUGUUUUUCUAAAUCUCAGAUUUGUAAUUGAGUCCACCGGUGGAUGCUUGAUCCCAAUAUCUAUAUGACGUCUCAGACAGUUCAACUACAAUUGAUGUUUUUUAACAUUUAUACUCAGCGUGGACAAAUCUUUUCUAAUACGGUUAAUUUAAACGUGUUUAGGACAUAACAGACUAAACUCAAGUACAGAGAUAACCUGGCAGAAAACCUCUUCCAGAGUGCAGACUGGGCCGACGGUUCACCUUCCAACAAGACAAUGACCCUAAGCACACAGUUAAAAUAACAAAGGAGUGGCUUGGGAACAACUCUGGGACCAUUCUUGACUGGUCCAGCCAGAGCCCUGACCUAAACCCAAUUGAGCAUCUCUGGAGAGAUUUGAAAAUCUCUGUCCACCAACAUUCACCAUCCAACCUGACAGAACUGUAGAAGAUCUGCAAGGAAGAACAGCAGAGGAUCCCCAAGAAGACUCAUGGCUGUACUCGCUCAGAAGGGGGCUUCUACUCAACACUGAGAAAAGGGUCUGAAUACUUGUGACAAUGUGAUAUUUCAGUUUUUCUUUUUU